CACCGAGACGCGCAGAGGACGGCUAGAGCGUUGCUCGCCGAGAGACUUCCUCUUCGUUAAGUCGUCCUUCCCAACAUGGCGCAGUCUAUUAACAUCACGGAGCUGAAUCUGCCGCAGCUAGAAAUGCUCAAGAACCAGCUGGACCAGGAAGUGGAGUUCUUGUCCACGUCCAUUGCUCAGCUCAAAGUGGUACAGACUAAGUAUGUGGAAGCCAAGGACUGUCUGAACGUGCUGAACAAGAGCAACGAGGGGAAAGAAUUACUCGUCCCACUGACGAGUUCUAUGUAUGUCCCUGGGAAGCUGCAUGAUGUGGAACACGUGCUCAUCGAUGUGGGAACUGGGUACUAUGUAGAGAAGACAGCUGAGGAUGCCAAGGACUUCUUCAAGAGGAAGAUAGAUUUUCUAACCAAGCAGAUGGAGAAAAUCCAACCAGCUCUUCAGGAGAAGCACGCCAUGAAACAGGCCGUCAUGGAAAUGAUGAGUCAGAAGAUUCAGCAGCUCACAGCCCUGGGGGCAGCUCAGGCUACUGCUAAGGCCUGAGAGUUUUUGCAGAAAUGGGGCAGAGGGACACCCUUUGGGCGUGGCUUCCUGGUGAUGGGAAGGGUCUUGUGUUUUAAUGCCAAUAAAUGUGCCAGCUGGGCAGAA
Molecule: messenger RNA, 645 nt
Organism: Pan troglodytes (chimpanzee)
Lineage: Eukaryota; Metazoa; Chordata; Mammalia; Primates; Hominidae
Gene: PFDN5
Product: prefoldin subunit 5
Exons: 6
Coding region: 76-540 (154 amino acids)
Biological process (GO): protein folding; RNA polymerase I assembly; RNA polymerase II core complex assembly
Cellular component (GO): cytoplasm; prefoldin complex
Source: RefSeq, a predicted model, not a curated record